Molecule: messenger RNA, 790 nt
Organism: Cucumis sativus (cucumber)
Lineage: Eukaryota; Viridiplantae; Streptophyta; Magnoliopsida; Cucurbitales; Cucurbitaceae
Exons: 4
Coding region: 74-580 (168 amino acids)
Biological process (GO): translation
Cellular component (GO): ribosome
Molecular function (GO): structural constituent of ribosome
Source: RefSeq, a predicted model, not a curated record
CCACAAUUUACCAAUCAUAGGUUCCUCUCUCUGAAAAAUUUUCCUUCGCCCUUGGACUACGACGGCGACGACGAUGCUCAGGUGCUGUGCCAAGCUCCGAUCUGCGGCGGCGAAGCCAUCUCAAAUUUUAAAUUCCGUUUCUUCCACCCGCAGGAUCUUUCACUCUGCUCCAUCACUAUACCAGCCCCUCCAUUUCUCUUCGAAUAAUUUGAAUUCCAGGUCCCUUUUCAAUGCAUCUCAACAAACUCAUUCUCCGCUCGCCGCUUACCAGUGUAUUCGCUCUUCGCCCUUGCCUCUCUCUGUUGUUCAAGUGCGGCAUGUUUCAUCAAGAGACCGGCGGAAUAAGAGAAAGCCAACGACGCCAGCCACUUCCAAAUUGAAGAAAACUAAACUGAAAGCUUACUCGUCUUACAAGUCUAGGUUUUGGUUGAUGAAGGAUGGGAGCAUUAAACGUCGAAUGGAAGGGAAAAGGCACAAUGCACAUUCCAAGUCUAAAAGAUCAAAGCGGAAACUGAGAAAACCUGCCAUUGUCCCAUUAGCUUAUGCCAAGGUAAUGAAGAAGCUCAACUUUUGCAGUUAGGUUAUUUGGUUUGUUCCUUCUCUUGUACUAUUAUAUGGAUUGAACGAGCUUUAAACAUCACCACUCAACUGCUUCUUCUUUUUCCUUUUUUGGAUUUAGAAUUCAAAACUCUUAGAACAAACUAAGAUGGACAAUAAUUAUUUCUUUGUUAUAUGAAGUGAUUAUAGAGGUUGUUGUGAUUUCAAAUAGAGGUUUAUCUUUUUAUUGUCA